AUGACAGAGGAAAAAAAAAAAAAAAAGUCAAGAUGUUGUCAGCUUUGUCACGCGUGGUGUUUUUCACUGCACUCUCUCCACGAACAGAUAGUCUAUGCGGAGCGACCUCUAACUGACAACAACAGAUCUUUGGCCUCCUAUGGCUUGAAAGACGGGGACGUGGUGAUUUUGCGACAGAAGGAGACCGUAGAGCCACGGCCCUCCAUCCGUUUCCCAGGUCUGCCAAGGAUAGACUUCAGCAGCAUCGCUGUUCCUGGGACAUCCUCUCAGCAGCAUCAGCCGCCAGCGCAGCGUCCUCGCCCGUCGCCUCCCGAUGCACCUUCGUUCCCUCAGGGUUUGGACAACCCGGCGCUGCUCCGGGAGAUGUUGCUUGCGAAUCCCCACGAGCUGUCCCUGCUGAAGGAGCGCAAUCCGCCCUUGGCGGAAGCGUUGCUCAGUGGAGAUCUUGAGAAAUUCACCAGGGUGUUGCUGGAGCAACAGCAGGACCGAGCCCGGCGGGAGCAGGAGAGGAUCCGACUCUAUUCAGCUGACCCUUUUGAUCUGGAAGCACAGGCCAAGAUAGAAGAGGACAUAAGGCAACAAAACAUUGAAGAAAAUAUGACAAUAGCAAUGGAAGAGGCCCCCGAGAGCUUUGGGCAGGUGGUGAUGCUGUAUAUUAACUGCAAAGUCAAUGGACAUCCAGUGAAAGCCUUUGUUGACUCAGGUGCCCAGAUGACCAUCAUGAGCCAAGCUUGUGCUGAAAGGUGCAACAUAAUGAGGCUGGUAGAUCGGCGGUGGGCUGGCAUUGCUAAAGGUGUAGGGACACAGAAAAUAAUUGGCAGAGUGCACCUAGCUCAGGUCCAGAUUGAAGGGGAUUUCCUGGCGUGCUCUUUCUCAAUCCUUGAAGAGCAGCCCAUGGACAUGCUUCUAGGACUGGAUAUGCUAAAGAGGCAUCAGUGUUCGAUUGAUCUCAAGAAGAAUGUACUAGUGAUUGGCACGACUGGCUCGCAGACCACUUUCCUCCCAGAAGGAGAACUCCCAGAGUGUGCCCGGCUGGCGUAUGGGGCCGGGCGGGAAGACAUGCGGCCAGAGGAGAUUGCAGACCAGGAACUAGCAGAAGCAAUACAGAAGUCUGUAGAGGAAGCAGCAAAAUCUGUCUGCAUGAAGGCAUUCGGGGGUGCUUGCUGUUUAAUUUGUGCUCUCCUUGCAUCUUCCUGCCUGCUCUGGUUUCUCGGCCUUCGAAGGUGUGGAGAUAAAUGGUUGUUUGGCACCCGUUCACCUGGGUCGAGUUAUAGUGCCUAGGCAGGGACGUGGUUCGGUUGUGUGAUAUUUUAGCAGCCUUGUGUAGGACAGCUUUGUGGAGGCUCCCACAAAUCCUGUUCUUAAUAGCUGCAGCGUAUAAAAAUAGAGAAGCUGUAGCAGUAAGUACAAAUCUCUGGACAAAAGUUCAUGGCAGUUUUUAGAAAUAGUACUAUUUCAGCA
Messenger RNA from Athene cunicularia (burrowing owl), 1461 nucleotides. RefSeq names its product DNA damage inducible 1 homolog 2 (gene DDI2). Gene Ontology annotation, molecular function: aspartic-type endopeptidase activity. The record is from RefSeq and is a predicted model, not a curated record. Gene Ontology annotation, biological process: proteolysis. The transcript has 9 exons. Lineage: Eukaryota; Metazoa; Chordata; Aves; Strigiformes; Strigidae. The coding region runs from base 1 to 1281 and encodes 426 amino acids.